Molecule: messenger RNA, 2430 nt
Organism: Lachancea mirantina
Lineage: Eukaryota; Fungi; Ascomycota; Saccharomycetes; Saccharomycetales; Saccharomycetaceae
Source: the annotation of a GenBank genome assembly
AUGGAAUCGCAGCCUUCAAUUCAACCAAUAAUUACACAGCCUAUGCCUAUAGAGAUCACUGGUCGCGUUAGCCGCUCAGCUCCUCCUGAGGCAGGAAAUUCGUUCACUGAUGUUGCAACACGUCAUGAAACUUUGGGAGAGUCACCAAAAUCACUUAAACCAAGUGGCUGGAUGUUGAAGUCAUCUCUUCGGCCCUUUUUUGAGUUUCCGACAAUCAACGGUAAGAAGUUUGCACAGUGUCUCUAUUGUGGAAAGCGGUAUCCUGAAGGUGAGUCAACGGGAAAUUUGUCUAAACACAUCCGGCAUGCGCAUCCGGCAGCUUUCAAAAACAAGAAUAACGAUAAAGUUAAAAAGUCGAGAACUUUAGACGUUUUUGUGCGGAGAUCAACCGCUUUGAGGGUGUCUAGUAUAAUAAGAGACGAAUACAAGAAAAAUCCCGAGGCUUUCCAAACGGUCCUGCUUGUUACAGAGGGCUUCCUUCCAUUUAGCUAUGUGCAGCUUAAUACUUGGAACAUUAUCAACAGCUCAAGACAGUCAAAAUUCAUUCAAUCAAGAACUACCCUUGUGAAAAAGCUUGAAUUAUUUUCUGGUUACAUGGAUGAGUGCUUAGCACUGAAUCUAAAAGACACCCAUCUCGUGAACGUUUUGUUAGAUAUCUGGACCGCGCCCAACGGUGAAUCAUUUUUGGGCAUUAUGGUUUCAUUUGUUCCAAAUAUUUUCAAUGAAACUACGUUGAGAUUUAGCCACAGCGCCUUCAAUAUUUUUCAACCGGAACAAUAAAGCUCAAAAUACGCACUUGCUUGACUUUGUAAGCCUCGGCACAAAGAGUCAUACUGGGCAAUACAUCUAUACUCUAGUGUCAUCCCUUCUAGAGAAGCAUAAAUUAUUAGACAAAGUGGCUACCAUAACAAUGGAUAAUGCCUCCAAUAAUGGUGCUUUUUAUCUUUUUUGGUUCACGAUAAUUUGAAGUUGUACAAACCAUUGGCUCACCGUCUUUUCAAGCGGGUGCGCUACAUUAGGUGUACCAGCCAUGUUUUGAACCUGCAAGUUCAAAAGUUGUUUCACCAUCUUUAUUCUGAGGUCAAAUUUGCGGAUGCUUACACCAAUAUCGUGAAGCUGGCGAAAAUUAUGAGAUAUUCCACCCGCAUAGCAACUGGUCUGAAAAUUGCGAAAGUUCCCGUGAUUCCACUUGAAUGUCCAACCAGAUGGAUGCUAAAGUGGCGUCAAAUUGAGAGAUUUUUGGCAAACCGUAACUUAUAUGAAGCAUGGUGCCAGAAAACGAAAGAGAUGGGUGGAGAGAAACUCUCCUCUAAAAUGGAAAAGUACCUUAUUUUGGAUGCGAGGACGGCCCAAUUAUUGAAGUACUUCGUCGAGGCCUGUGAACUGUUCAACAAUCUAACUCUAAAAUUGCAGGAAGAUGAUUACAAUUGCCUGUCAAAUGCCGUUCCCUUCUAUUACCUUCUAGAUCAUUACUACACGGCCGCUUCACAAGCUGUGGAAGGUGUUACAUUUUCUAGCUCCUCUUCAGCUACCAAUUUCUCUUGCCUUAAUGGCUCUUCAGCGCUGCACCCUGAGGAUAGAGAACUUGUUCUGCAGGCCAUGAUGGUGGCACAGAAGUCACAUUUGAACUACUUUGCUGAGGUCAAGAAAGACCCCAUUUACUAUUUGUCUGUUAUGCUCGAUCCUAGACAUAAACGGAAAAACUUUACCGCACAAUGUCUACGCCAGAGGCUAAUGAACGUAUUCAGCUAUGUGAAGCUUUCAUCAGAAAUUAUUUCAAAGAAUAUGAAUCCAUCGGCCCUUCAGAAGAGGUUAACACGUGUAUCGAACCCAGUUGUCACACGGAUCAAAAUAUCUUUGAUUUUGACCGACACCUACUGGGAUUAGUUGAUACCAAUGCUGAAGAUGAACAGGUGGUUGACGGCAACGCUGUAGACACAGCUGAAUUGGAUUAAUUACUUGGGAGAGCCCAUUUUAGCUUCCAACUCGAGAGAAGCGGCCAUUUCUUGGUGGUUCGACAGACGUCUAAGAUUUCCACGGCUCUUCAAGCUUGCAAUGUCUUGUUUCUACACCAAAAUUUCUACUUGCGAUGUUGAGAGGUGCUUUUCUUUGGCUGGAAGGGUUAUGCGGAAGGAUCGUACGCGGUUAACUAGGAAGAAUGUGAGAACCUCGAUGGUUUUAAGAGAUAGGUUCCUGAAAUUUGACUUCUAUCAGUGCGACACAAGCUCGUUAACUCCUAAAGAGUUCGAAGAAGUGGAAAACGAGUCCGAACUGUGUGUUUCAGACUUUGACGGAUCUGAUUGUUAUCUCGACAGUGAAGAAGACGAUUUACACUUAGCCUCCACCAGUAAUGAGGAGACUUGCGUUUCAACAGACUCAGCGGAAGAUCUGACUAAUAGCUCACUAAGUAGGAGAAAGGAGGGGAACUAA